UCCAGCAGAAACCGAGGAGAGAAAGUCGAACUCCAGAACCUAAAGAGAAAGAUCGACAGCACCUUAGCAGAAAAGUUUGCAGGGUGGCAAACAAAGAAGGUGCAGUUAAGUUGGCUGUAAGAAAAAACACUGUAAGCUGUUUUUCACCCAUCGCCGGCUACCAAAGAUCUGAUCUCCGAGCAGAGCAUUCUACGUACAUAUCCGCCUGGAGGAAAGCCCAAGGGCUUGUGAAACUAAUUUUGAACUCACCUUGCAGUGCUGUUUCAGAGGCUGAAAGAGUCAGCAUUAAGGAUCAGAAAGACCGGUCAAACACGAAGGCUUCUGAACAAUUGGCUGUUUUGAACGCUCAGACAAUCGGAAACCUUAGUUCAAACCAAAUGAAAAAGCACGAGAAUUCAUUUAAGAAGCAUCCCAGCCCCUUGAGAUGUCAGGCUCGAGUGUUGUAUUCUCCAGCAUCUGGAAAGGCAUUCAAAAGCCGUGCAGGUUCUUCAUGCCCCGUCAGAGCAGUUCCAAUGGCACACAGAAAUCAUUACUCGCACAAUUCCACCUCAGAAGUAUUUGCUAAAAACGACAACUUUACAAAAACGACAAAACCACUAGUUGCAGGUAAAGAAAACGAAGGCCAAAUGAAAUCAAACAGGCAACCUAGACAUAAUAUCCAAGGGCUGCAGGAAUAUAUGCAUCACCAGGCCGCUGAGAGAAGGAGAAAGGUGCUGCAAAUGAGGGAAGAAGCACAGCGAGAGGACGAGAGGAAGCAAAGGAAUAUGCAUGAAGUAAUUAAGAAACAAAGGCAAGUGCUCCACAGGGCCAAGAGAGAACAGCAACAGGAGUACAAGAACAGAGGCAGUCCCGAGGAGAAGGAGAGAUGUGCUCAUGUAGCUGACACAACUGAAGAACAAUUGUCUGUCUUUCCUAGACAGAACCAAAGUGUGACAGUAGCCGAGCGGGUGGAUCUGGGUGAAGCUGGCAGUCCUGUGAGUGCAGCUGAGGAAGAGUGGGCUCAACACGCUCUGGCAACUCACAGACACAGAGAGGAGGCUCUCAGGAAGACCAUCAGUGCUCUAGAUACAAACAUGGACGAUGAAGAAGCCUGGCUGCGAAUCACAGACCACAAAGGGUCUCUGAGACAGUCACAACCUGCUGGACAGGGCAUCUGUGGAGCCAAAAGGGAAACUUUGUCUGAACGUGCGGCUCCGAAUACAGACAUAGAGACAAACCACAGACAUGAAAGAGUGUCGAUUAAAAAAAAGAUUAAAGAUGAAAAAGAUGGAGUGGAUUGCAGAGCACAGAUUGACCAGACAGAAAAAGGACAGGAAGAGCAAAGUGAGAGCAGUGACUCCACAAGCAAGCGGAGUGAGCUGAGCGAGUUGUACAGCCACCUCUCCCUGGCCCAGAGCCGGCGGGUCCUGAGGGAAGACGAGCUGAGGGCACGGCAGUACAGCGCACUCUUCAGGCUCAGGGAGAAAGCGCUCCGGGAGAAGACCCAAGCUGAGCUCGACUGGUUGGAGCACUGCAGAAAUCGCGGAACUGCACAAGAUGAUAUGCUUGCUUUCACGGAGCUCAAGCAGAAGCAGGAGGAAGUAAUUCACAGAUUCCAACGAGAGCAGGCAGAGAUCCAUUCCUGGCGAAACACGUACAGAUCAGGCCAGCAGCAGAGACGGUUGCUUCUCCAUCAUCAGAGAGACAUUCUUCAUAUCAAACAGUCAGCUGUUGGCUUAAGACAAGCUCUGCUAAUACAGACUCUGCCAAAGAAAAAUGGAAUCACCAAGAAGGACAACACUUCCAGUUAUUUGGAAGAAGAGGGUGUUAUGCAGCCUGGGAUUAAGCCAGAUGCUAGGAGCACAGAUAAAGCACCAAGAGAAGAAGGGAGCUUGUUGGGCAAGGUAGGUUUGAGGAGGCUGUUGUCAUCAGAUGAAGUGUGGACUUUGGGAAGGAAGAGGAACCAAGUGGAAUUUGUCCCAGCAGAGCAGGAUAUUCUGCAAGUCGCAGAAUCAAAUAAUCCUCCAGCCAGUCCUCUCACAGAUACAGCCGACAGAACCAGGCUUCUCUUCACCUUAUCAGUCCAGAAGGAAUCAGCAAAACAAGAUCCUCAGAAGAAGGCACAACCGCUUUAUGAGGACACCAGCAAACUCCAGAGAGAAAGACCACAACAUCCAGUUGAAGUGCCAAUGAAGCCGGUGUUAAAUAUCCAGCAUUUCACACUCAAAUGUGAACCUCAUUCAGAUUCACUCAGAGCCCCAAUAGUGUCCAGUUUGUCAUCUGAAAAAAAGGAUGAUCUCGGACUGGACUCUAAGAAGAGCCAUCUUAAACCCAAGGAGCAAGAAGACAUAAAGACAAAAAACGUGGUCCAUGGCAGCACAACACCAGAUACCACAGCUCUAAAUGUACAGAACAAUCAGAGACUGACGCUGAACAACAACCACAAUAUCUGUGACCAAUAUGCCGGGGUGCAAUGGAAGUCAUCUCUUUCAUACCCCAAAACUGAUAAAACCAAUGAGUUUCCUGAACAAAAAUCUCAGGCGUGUACAAAUGAGACCAUCACAGACAAUCCACUUAUUGAAAACUUAAUUCUGGAAGCAGUAAGUGUGGAAAUCAGAAAGGCUGAGGAUAGUGCAUCUUGUGAUGUCAAAAAGUACACCGUGGUACCAGAUGAUUUGGACAAUAAACAGGAAGGACACUGUAUACCGCCGUGUUACGAAAGACAAGCGACCGUAGAGUCUACCCUGUCAGAAAUUCUCUCUCCUGUAGAUGAGGUUUUAUCUUACGGAAGUGCAGAACUCCCUCCAUCUGUUAAAGGUGGAGUGGCAUCAGGUCUUGACAGCUAUGGUUGUCCUACUCCUCCUCCUGCCUUUGAGAUUAUUACAUGGACCAGUGAGGAGGAACUUCCAGCUCCACCUGAUUCUGUAGAAGAUUUCUCAAUUAACAGCGAGAACUUCCCUCCUCUCCCUGUGGACUUCUCUCUGAAAAGAACAGAGUCUCAGAGUCUAGACUCUAACAGUCUGAGGGAAAAAGAUGUAAACGAUGAUACUAAUGGAGCUCUGUGUGAGGAUGCAGAGGAAAACGACUGUUCGGAGUACACUAGCUCACUUCCUGAAGAUGCAAGAAAUGAAAUCUCGGAUCCAUUGUCCUCCUUUCAAAUUGGAGACAGAGUUCUUGUGUGUAACUCCAGACCGGGUGUGCUGAAAUAUAAAGGGCUCACAGCGUUUGCGAAUGGGUUUUGGGCUGGUGUUGCUUUAGACGCCCCUAAUGGAAACCACAAUGGAACUUUUAGAGGUGUGAAGUAUUUCAGCUGUGACAAAAGCCACUGUGUCCUGGUGAGAGCCGAGGACAUUGCUCCCAUACACAGAGAACAUAGUAGUGAUGUAGAGACUGGAGUGGAUGAAGAUCCUUUUUCAGAUGAGGAGCAGCCUAGGGCAAAGAGAGAUAAACAACAGAAGGAUGGAUUGUCGACAGAUGGACAAAGACAUAAACUUAGUCAUUGUCCUCCAAGAGAUUUGACCAUAACUACAAUCACCACAUGCACACGGCAAAAGGAACCUCAGGAAGACAUGUCAGAUGGAGCAAGAAAACUUUCACAUGCUUUUAAAAUGCCUUUACCAAGAACAGACUUUGAGCUCCAUCAUAAUGAGCUCCUUCAAAACAGACAUCAUGAGGAUGCUAAGCUGACAGAAGAGCUGGAUAAAGAUGGAGUUCACUGUGCUCAGGAUAAUAGAAAGAGACAAAGGAUUAAAGCAUUGCAUGACAAUCACUCUACGGAUACUGAGGUCAGAAAGGGUGAGGAUGGCCAUUUUAUGCCAUGUGUCUUGGAUCAGUGGCAUCAGGCCCAACCCGACACGCCACCAAAGAUAAAAGUGCCGCCCCAUGAAGACGGCAUUGUGUACAGAUUAGUGGACACAGCGGUGGAGAUUCUGUGUGGUCAAGCAAAUGAAGACACUCUCGACCUUUAUGAAACACCAAGCUAUUUAUUUGACGAUGAUAGUCGCAAGCGUUAUCGGCAGGUGAUCUUUCAGUUAACAUCCGAUGUACUUCAUGAGAUCUUGGGCGAUCUGCUAAGGACAAAACAGUCCGCCCAGAAGACAGAUGAUCGAUCUGUGAUCUCAGCUCUGCAAUGCAGUCAAAUUUCCAUCACAUUUUUAAAGGCUGCCGUGAGAAAAGAGAUACAGAAAAUUCUGAAUUUAGAGCGAGGCGAGCAACGGAUGACAGAGAUGCUCCAAAAACUGUGCAAAUACUGGUACGCCAAGAGAGACAGAGUGGACUUUAUACUGAUUCAGGAACUUCAUAACGAGGAGAGAAGUUGGCUAGACUACAGUGCUGACCAGUACACUGUGAAAAUGCAUCUGACUGAGGAGAUUUUCAGUUUUCUUUUGGAUGACACAAUAUUAGCCCUAAAUCAUAUGCACAUUUCAACCUAAAAGUCAAGUUUCCUUUUUGGGUGAAUCUUGGGACAGAUCCUGUCAUGAGUAUGUCAGAGUCACAUUUCACUAAUUAUAUUUUGCUUGAAGAACAUAAACCCAUAAAACCCAUUUUUGGACCAUUUAGUGCAGUUUUCUUGCAUUAUGAAAUGUUCAUAGCAACUAAACACAUUUCCAAUCUUUACCACUUUUGCAAUUACAGUAAUGAAAAAAAAAUUCAUUAUGGAAAUUCUCAACAUUUUAGAUAUUGUUUACAUUUUUGAGUAUUUAUAUGUCAUAAUAUUGUUUGUAUUUUAAUAUCUGCUCACUUUAAAUAGUGCAUCACACUCAUUUGUUUACUGUAAUGGAUUUAAAGUAACACUUUAUUAAAGUAAUAAGAAUAUGAUGGAGAACAAUGGGAACUGCAAAAAAAAUUAUGGAUAUAUUACAUAAAUGAGAAUUUCAGGGCAAAAUGUGCUUAAUGGUUGUUAACAAACAUC
Molecule: messenger RNA, 4891 nt
Organism: Puntigrus tetrazona (Sumatra barb)
Lineage: Eukaryota; Metazoa; Chordata; Actinopteri; Cypriniformes; Cyprinidae
Exons: 19
Coding region: 378-4412 (1344 amino acids)
Biological process (GO): microtubule anchoring
Cellular component (GO): centrosome
Molecular function (GO): microtubule binding
Source: RefSeq, a predicted model, not a curated record